Messenger RNA from Fusarium pseudograminearum CS3096, 1320 nucleotides. RefSeq lists its product as uncharacterized. The transcript has 2 exons. Lineage: Eukaryota; Fungi; Ascomycota; Sordariomycetes; Hypocreales; Nectriaceae. Bases 1 to 1320 code for a protein of 439 amino acids. The record is from RefSeq and is a predicted model, not a curated record. Gene Ontology annotation, cellular component: Set1C/COMPASS complex. Gene Ontology annotation, biological process: positive regulation of DNA-templated transcription.
AUGGAACAAUCAUCAAACUUAGGACAAAGCGAGAAUUCUCGCUCAGAAACUUUUGGCAAUGACGCAAAAAGCGAUGCCAUAGCACAAGCCCUAUUAGCCGCUCAAAACCUCUCCUCCAAAUCUCCUCUCCAUCCUUCAACCUCUACCGAACAACCAACCAGCAUGGGCGCCCAAACAGCAGCAAAGAAGAAGGGCACUGCUUCAGCUAUAAAGAAGCCCGGCAAGCGCUCUAAUAACACUGGCGGUCCAAGAGCGGCAAAGAAAGCCAAAUCUGUGCAGUCAGGUUCGACCUCAGGGGAGGCCCCUGAAUCAGCAGGAUCCGAAUUGGAAGAGUCUGACCAUGGACCGUAUUGCAUUUGUCGUGGCGCAGACGAUCACCGAUGGAUGAUAUUUUGCGAAAACUGCGAAGAUUGGUACCAUGGAGAAUGUAUCGACUUAAACAAAGAGAUUGGCGAGUCGCUGAUCGAGAGGUUCAUCUGCCCACUCUGCACAACUAAUGACCUCAAGACCAUAUACAAAAAGACAUGCUCGCUAGGCGGUUGUCGAAAAGCUGCCCGGCUAACAGAUGAGGAGCCAAGCGCCUUUUGCACCAGCGAACAUGCGCAAACAUGGUGGGAGCGUGAGGUAGCCAAACUGCCCAAGGGAAAGGGAAAGGGAGGCAGCAAUGACCGGCUCACUCAGGAGGAAUUUAUGGCACUUUUAGGGAGUGGCCUUUCAGGUUUCGACGAGAGUGGCCUUUGGCGAUUGGUCAAGCAACCAUUCUCAGGCGAAACAAAAGCCGCCAACGGAAGUGGAAAGGAAGGCGAAAACGAUGAUGAGUUGCAUCUCUCUGAUGAGGAGAAAGAGUUUCUCAAAAAGGCCGCCGCAGCGCGAUUUCAGCUAGCGGAGGAGACUGUUCUAUGCCACAAGAUGCUGACUCUCCUCGAGUUCGCUCACGAGCGUCGCCAAGCGGCCAUCAACAAAGGCCGAUUCAAAGAAGAUAUUUGCGGCUAUGAUCAACGUCUCGACACCGUCAGUGCACGGGACCCGUUCGACGCUUUUGCCAAGUCACCAGAGGGUGAGGCCAUCUUUAAAGCGGCUCGACUUGAUGAUCCACUAGGAGAAGGCGACGAAGUGCGCGGCAUGUGCGAGCGCAAACGCUGCAAGAUUCACGGCGGAUGGUAUAAGAUGUUUUCAUCGGGUCUCAAGCAUCAUAUUCGUGAGAUGGCGACGCAGGCCGACGAGGUCGGAGAGGAGGAGAGAGUAAUGCGCCAGGCUGCAAAAGAGCGCUGGAACAGAAAGCAGUCGGAGAACAACUGGGUUGAGGUUUUAGAGGUUUGA